AUGAGUUCAGGGACCCCCUACAUCGGCAGCAAGAUCAGCCUGAUCUCCAAAGCACAGAUCCGCUAUGAGGGCAUCCUUUACACCAUCGACACCGAGAACUCCACCGUGGCGCUAGCCAAGGUGCGAUCCUUCGGUACUGAGGACCGGCCCACAGACAGACCUGCUGCUCCAAGAGAAGAAAUCUAUGAAUACAUUAUUUUCCGAGGAAGUGACAUCAAAGACAUCACUGUCUGUGAACCUCCAAAAGCUCAACAUACUCUGCCACAAGAUCCUGCCAUAGUUCAAUCUUCACUGGGCUCUGCCUCUACAUCAUCCUUUCAGCCACAUGUGCCUUACAGCCCAUUCAGAGGUAUGCCACCUUACAGCCAGCUUGCUGCCAGCUCUUUGCUUAGCCAGCAGUAUGCAGCUUCCUUAGGUUUAGGUGCUGGCUUUCCUUCUGUUCACCCAGUCCGCAAAAGCCCCAUGGUAGAGCAGGCAGUUCAGACUGGCCCCGUUGACAACGUGAAUUCCCAAAAGCCACCCCCAGUGAAAGUGACCCCCGGGGUCCAGCGCAAUGGUCGGCAGGUUCCGCCGGGCAGCGGUAAGACAAAUGAUACAGUCCAGCCAGCACCUGUGCAAACCCAAGGACAGGUGAAUGAUGAAAACAGAAGACCUCAAAGGAGAAGAUCAGGAAACAGGAGAACCAGAAACCGUUCUAGAGGACAAAACAGACCAACAACUGUGAAGGAAAAUACAAUAAAAUUUGAAGGUGACUUUGACUUUGAAAGUGCAAAUGCACAAUUCAACAGAGAAGAACUUGAUAAAGAAUUCAAGAAGAAGCUAAACUUUAAAGAUGACAAAGCAGAAACAGGGGAAGAAAAAGGGGACCCUGGAGUGGCAACUCAAAACAAGGAUGGUAAUGCGGAGGAGGACCUUCUGGGACCCAACUGCUAUUAUGAUAAAUCAAAGUCCUUCUUUGACAACAUUUCUUCGGAACUGAAAUCUAGUUCCAGGCGCACCACGUGGGCUGAAGAAAGGAAGCUCAAUACAGAGACAUUUGGCGUGUCCGGACGGUUCCUCCGUGGCCGCAGCUUUCGUGGUGGAUUUCGAGGUGGAAGGGGUAAUGGAGCAGCACGGCGAAACCAGACCACUCACAGAGCUGGUACUGGCAGAGUGUAACU
Indicator indicator is the source of this 1160-nucleotide messenger RNA. RefSeq names its product LSM family member 14B (gene LSM14B). Lineage: Eukaryota; Metazoa; Chordata; Aves; Piciformes; Indicatoridae. The transcript has 8 exons. Gene Ontology annotation, molecular function: mRNA binding. Bases 1 to 1158 code for a protein of 385 amino acids. The record is from RefSeq and is a predicted model, not a curated record.